Striga asiatica is the source of this 1070-nucleotide messenger RNA. The record is from the annotation of a GenBank genome assembly. Lineage: Eukaryota; Viridiplantae; Streptophyta; Magnoliopsida; Lamiales; Orobanchaceae.
UCUCUCUCUCUCUCUCUCUCUCUGUGUGUGUGUAUAUUUAUGUAGAUUCUAAAAGUCUUUUAAGAAUUUCACAUACUAUUGAUAAAAUGUUUUUAAGAAUUUCAAUUGAAUACACCCCUCGGCAAUCAAGUUUGGAGUGAGAUAUAUUUCCUAUUGACUUUAGGCAAACAGAAUCUUUAAAGCAAGCACUUCAUAGUGAUUUCUGCGGCCACCAUUAUCUUAUAUAAUCCAAAUGCCUUCUUCUUUCGCUAACAAAAUACAACUAUGUAUAUCUUUUUCUUUGUGUUAAUAUUCUAGUCACUGAAUGGACUGGUGGACUUUAUAUAUCUCCAACAAUUGCUGGGAGCAGGCCUGGUGGCCUGAUUGCUGGGGCUUGGGCAGCAAUGAUGUCUCUUGGUCUAGAAGGUUAUUUGGAGAACACAAGGAAGAUUAUGGAAGCUUCAAAGCGAAUAGAAAAAGGCUAUGCUUAUAAUCAUGAUGGCCUUAAUAACAGAGUCCGGGAGAUUUCAGAAUUGUUCAUUAUUGGAAGGCCAGAUAUGACAAUUGUGGCUUUUGGAUCUGACAUUAUGGACAUAUUUGAAGUGAAUGAUAUUAUGUCAUCAAAAGGAUGGCAUUUGAAUGCUUUACAGAGGCCUAACAGCAUUCAUAUCUGCGUGACCCUUCAACAUGUGAGUGUCGUUGAAGAUUUCCUGAGGGAUCUGCGAGAUUCUGUGCAAACUGUUAAGGAAAAUCCGGGUCCAAUUAAUGGAGGACUUGCUCCGAUAUAUGGUGCUGCUGGGAAAAUGCCAGAUAGAGCUUUGGUUCAAGAUUUGCUUGUCGAUUUCAUGGACAGUGCAUGCUAAUGCCUACUUUAUUCAUGUUGCUCGGCUUUCUUUGUUCUAUUUUCAAUAUAUUCUUUAUUGGGGAUCUUUACCAAAUUGACGUUGGACCUUUCCUUUUUUUUUUUUACGAUAGACUAUUAAUUAAUUGACACAAAUAUUUACAGAUUAGAAUAGUUCAAGACAACUGAAUCAACCAUCUACUAAACUGGAAUACUCCGAGGUAGCAAUCAUCUACNCUAAUAGAAUACU